Messenger RNA from Trichomycterus rosablanca, 2058 nucleotides. RefSeq names its product cell division cycle 37 homolog (S. cerevisiae) (gene cdc37). Gene Ontology annotation, cellular component: cytoplasm. The record is from RefSeq and is a predicted model, not a curated record. The transcript is spliced from 8 exons. Gene Ontology annotation, molecular function: protein-folding chaperone binding; protein kinase binding; heat shock protein binding. NCBI's taxonomy places the organism in Eukaryota, Metazoa, Chordata, Actinopteri, Siluriformes, Trichomycteridae. The coding region runs from base 179 to 1336 and encodes 385 amino acids. Gene Ontology annotation, biological process: protein stabilization; protein folding.
AGGCUGGAGUUUUCCAGAAGAAGCGGUGCAGCAUAAAGCCGAUUAAUCACAACCGCGAUUUAUUUACAUGAAUUAACAAAGAAAAACCGAUUUAUUAUUAACAUACACAGUGUUAGUGAUCCGGAUUAGUUUGUAGGAGUUCGCAUUUACAGCUGGAUUUAAUAAAUUCUCAGUAAUAAUGACCACUAUUGAUUACAGUGUGUGGGAUCAUAUCGAAGUUUCAGACGAUGAGGACGAUACUCACCCAAAUAUCGAUACACCGAGUCUGUUCAGGUGGAGACACCAGGCUCGGGUGGAACGCAUGGAGGCUUUUCAUCAGAAGGGAGCAGAGAUGGAGAAAAGUGUCUCAGAAGCUAAGAGGAAGGUUGUGGAGAUCCAGCGUCGGAUAAAGGAUGUGGAGAAGAGUGCUGAGGGUUCAGAACAAACCAAGAAGGAACUGGAGGAACUGAAGAACCAGGAGAAACAUCUCAGGAAAGAGGAGAGGAAAUGUGAGAAGAAGCUGGAGGAACAUCUUCAUGAGGAGAAGAAACAGCCAUGGAACGUGGACACGCUCAGCAAGGAAGGAUUUAGCAAGAGCGUGGUGAACGUUAAGCCGGAUGUGACGCAGGAGACGGAGGAGCAAAAAGAACAGAAACAUAAAACGUUUGUGGAGAAAUAUGAGAAACAGAUCAAACACUUUGGAAUGUUGAGGAGGUGGGAUGACAGUCAGAAGUAUUUAUCUGAUAAUCCUCACCUGGUCUGUGAAGAAACUGCAAACUACCUGGUCAUCAUGAGUAUUGACCUGGAGGUGGAGGAGAAACACGCUCUGAUGGAGCAGGUCGCUCACCAGACCAUCGUGAUGCAGUUCAUCCUGGAACUCGCUAAGAGUCUGAAGGUGGAUCCACGCGGCUGCUUCCGCCAGUUCUUCUCCAAAAUAAAGACAGCAGAUAAGCAGUACCAGGAUGCGUUUGAUGACGAGUUGGAGUCGUUUAAGGAGAGGGUGCGCGGCCGGGCUAAGAUCCGAAUUGAAAAAGCCAUGAAGGAGUACGAGGAGGAGGAGAAGCAGAAACGACUCGGCCCUGGAGGUCUGGACCCUGUGGAUGUUUACGACAGUUUACCCGCCGAACUGCAGAAAUGUUUCGAUGACAAAGACAUCCAGAUGUUACAGGACGCCAUCAGCAAAAUGGACCCUACGGAAGCGAAGCACCAGAUGAAACGCUGUAUCGAUUCAGGAUUGUGGGUCCCGAACUCCCGAACAGACGCUGAUGGAGAUAAAGACAAGGAGGAGGAGGAGGAGGAGGAGGAGGAGGAGCCUCCAUAUGAGGAAGUGAAGACAGAGACAGAAAAUGCUCAGUAACCCCGCCCACCUCCACAUAGCAACCCUGAACCAUUCCUAUACAAUUACCCACAAUUCUCUGCUGUACUGUUAACGACUCGGGUUUCAUUAUGUAAUUACUAAACACCAUGGGAACCGUCCUGAAUCCAGCUGUAGUUCACUAGAGUGUUGAAUGGAAUGUGAUUUAGAACAGGUCCAUACCGAGCUCAGUGUGGAGGGUUUGCUGUUAGUUUAUUAACUUUACAAAGUUCUGCUAAAAAGAAUCCAGACUUUACUCCCGGUUUAGAUUAGAUGAAACUUUGACCCCCCCAGUACGGCUCUGUUGAGUAAAUAUCAACACGCCGUGAAUAAAUCAUUGAAUGAAUACGUAACGAAGCUUCAGUGUGCAGGUCGUGAAUGUUUGUGCCUUUUAUUAUGUACGGUGAAUCUAAGCAUCAGUGAACCACAGUGUCGGACGGACCACGCCCACUAUGGCAGUGAGGUUCCUGUAGUAAUACUGAUGUACAGAUCUGACCAUAAUCAGAGUGUAUAUUAGAGUUAGAGCUAUUAGCAUUCUGGCUACGUUUAGAACCGAGGACGUCAUCUUUGUCUUCUGAACCCUGAGUCGUUUCUCCUCCUUAUUUCAUGAAAGUAAAGGAGAGCUGUGAUUGGCUGGUGAGUGCAUGCUCCGCCCCUGAAUUGCAUUGCUUUCUCUUUGUUAUUCAAUCUGUUCUGUAUCAUUAAUAAAGUCUCUCGAUUAUUAA